Messenger RNA from Linepithema humile (Argentine ant), 1161 nucleotides. Its product is annotated as histone-arginine methyltransferase METTL23. Gene Ontology annotation, cellular component: cytoplasm; nucleus. NCBI's taxonomy places the organism in Eukaryota, Metazoa, Arthropoda, Insecta, Hymenoptera, Formicidae. The record is from RefSeq and is a predicted model, not a curated record.
CCGGUACCAAUAUGGUAUCGAUAACAACUCUCGACAACAUAAAAUCCGUAUUCUAUUCGUGACAUUAUGGCAACGUGCUGUAACGAAUAAUAAUAACUGGGGCAAUGUGUAAUAAAUAAUUACGAUCGUGAUGAAAGAAGCGCGUGCGAGCGAUGCAUCAGUAAUGCCCGGUUUAGAGGAAAGUAUCUCGCACGACACAAGUUCACCACACACGCGCGUCCUAAUGUCCGAUGGGAACUAUGCGGUGAGCGAGAAACUUGAAAGAUACAUUUUCAAGUCGUGGAAUCCAGACGGUGCGCAAGGUGACGGCAACGAGGAAUGUCUGGAGAUUCUUAUUCCUGAGUUGCUGGAGCCAAAUUACAGCUUUUACACUUGGCCGUGUGCUCGCGUACUUGCCUGGUAUCUCUGGGAGCACAGGCAGAACUUGAAUGGCAAGCGGAUCUUAGAGAUCGGAGCUGGCACUUCGCUACCAGGUAUUCUCGCCAGCAAGUACGGUGCUAUCGUGACCCUGAGUGAUUCCGCAACCCAGCCGCGAACUCUGCAGCACAUCAAAAGGUGCUGCGAAGUGAAUGGAGUUGCGGACCGAGUCCGCAUCACAGGCAUCACCUGGGGCUUCUUCCUGUCCAGUUUGUUUUCAAUAGGAAACUUAGAUCUGAUCAUUGGUUCAGACUGUUUCUACGAACCCACUUCAUUUGAGGAUAUAUUGGUGAUCAUAGCGUAUUUGCUGGAAAAGAAUCCACGCGCGCGGUUCCUCUGUACGUAUCAGGAGCGCAGUGCCGAUGUGUCGAUAGAGCAUUUGCUGAACAAGUGGGGACUCACGUGCAUGCACGUAUCGCUGGACAGUCUCAGUGCAAAUCCCAAUGUCGACUUGCCUGAAUUGAUGCAGGAUCAUACGAUACACCUGUUGGACAUACAACGUGCGCAAUAAGUAGAUCAAUUCUCAAUUGUUAUGGCUGGUAAUGAUUUAAGAUAUAUGACACACGCCGCCAACAUUCCCUGGACAGUGAGUCGUCACGAGCUCGCGCUAAACUUUUCUCAACUCGGUUGCGUGAAAGACGCCUUUGUAGAAUUCGACGAGCAGACCCGUCUUUAUCAGAGUUACGGACACGUAACGUUCCUGAAGAAGACGGAUAUGGACAAUACGAUUCAGCGUAAGGGGAA